UUAUAACGCGUCGCCUUCCCUUCGCCAUGUCCGUCUCCGCCGCCGUCGCCGCCGCCUCCACCUCCCGUACCCUCGUCCUCGCCCGCCACCGCUCGCCGCCGGCGUCUAGGGUCGCGGCGACAAGCCGCGGGCGUCCGUUCUCCUCCGGCCCCCAUCCCCUCGCCGUCUCUCCCGCCACCCGCGCCCCCGCCAUGGCCACCGACGGCGCCGCCGCCGCCGCCGCGGCAGGGUCGAAGAAGAAGAAGGAGGUGCUCAUCUUCGACGCCGAGGAGGACCUCGCGGUGUCCCUGGCGAAGUACACGGCGGAGCUGUCCGCGAAGCUCGCCGCCGAGAGGGGCGCCUUCACCGUCGUGCUCUCCGGCGGAUCCCUCAUCAAGAACAUCAGGAAGCUCGCGGAGCCACCGUACCUGGAUUCGGUGGAUUGGAGCAAGUGGCAUGUGUUCUGGGUGGACGAGAGGGUGGUGCCCAAGGACCAUGAGGAUAGCAACUACAAGCUCGCCUUGGAUGGGUUUCUCUCCAAGGUCCCAAUUCCUACUGGCCAAGUUUAUGCUAUAAAUGAUGCCUUGUCAGCUGAGGGAGCAGCGGAUGACUAUGAAACUUGCUUGAAGCAACUUGUCAAGAAUGGUGUGAUUGCAAUGUCGCAAUCGACUGGGUUUCCUAGGUUUGAUGUCAUGCUCCUGGGAAUGGGCCCUGAUGGCCAUAUUGCAUCUCUUUUCCCAGGCCACCCUCUUGUUAAUGAAAACAAGAAGUGGGUCACCUACAUCAAGGAUUCUCCAAAGCCACCACCUGAGAGAAUUACGUUUACAUUUCCUGUGAUCAACUCAUCUGCGUAUGUCGCAAUGGUGGUCACUGGAGCUGGGAAAGCUGGUGCAGUGCAGAAAGCACUUUCAGAUAAGCAGACUUCGUCUGAUUUGCUGCCUGUAGAAAUGGCUGUACUUCAAGAUGGGGAAUUCACUUGGUUCACUGACAAGCCAGCAGUGUCAAUGUUACAGAACAAAUGAGGUCCAUGCCUGGAUAUUGUUUAAGCUUUCAUCUUAAAUAAAGAUCCAGGGGCUAAUCCCAGCCUGGAUACUGCUUAAGCUUUCAAUCCAAAGCUGGGUUGUAAUGAUCUUCUGUCUAAAAAAGGAUCCAGGUGACUGCAUAGUUGCAUUCCUCUUUUAUGCAUCACUUGUAAGGAAAACAUGAGCAUGUAUGUUGUAUGUUGUUCAGAGUGAUGUAUCUGAGACACUCCUGGUUUCGACUUAGUAAAUAACCUUUCCUGGCCCUUGCUCAAGUGUCUAUGUUUGUUAAAUUUGCGCGGUUAAUAAACCGGCGAUCAACUUAUCUACAUAUUUUGCAAAUUCAGAUAGAGAA
Messenger RNA from Oryza sativa Japonica Group (Japanese rice), 1353 nucleotides. The record is from RefSeq and is a predicted model, not a curated record. NCBI's taxonomy places the organism in Eukaryota, Viridiplantae, Streptophyta, Magnoliopsida, Poales, Poaceae.